GUUACAGUUGUCGGCUUUUCUAACUUCAACGAAACACCAGCUGACGUGUGCUGGUGGUAAAUUGUUUUUGUUUAGGUGUUUGUUGCUGUUGUUGUGUUUUACUUAGUUUAUUUAAUCAGAAAAAGAUUAAUGUAACUUCAGAGGAAGAAGCGGCAGCGUUUGUUCAGGAAGUUUCGCAUUCAUUAAACUUCUCUUCAAACUAUGGCGUGCGCGGGGAACGGCAUAUCAGAUGAGAGAAUCGGGGAAGCCCUGAUCAAAGAAGUCAUAGAGGAAGAGCUGAAGGAUGUGCCCUCAGAGGAUGUCCCGCCUCUCACUCCACUGACUGUGGAGGUGAAGACUGAGCAGGAGGAGAAGCUGGUCAAGCAGCUGAGCAAAAUGAUACGUAUCGUCGGUGACAGAGUGCAGCAAGACCAAGAGUUUCAAGAUGUGAUAGAUGGUGUGGCUUCUGGCUCUGGCUCCAAGUCAGAGAGAUUCAGACAAGUGGCAGACAAAGUGUUUGAGGACGGCAUCACCUGGGAGAGAAUCGCUGUGCUCAUCUAUGUAGCCGGCAGGCUUGCUGUCAAGAUGGUCGAGGCUCACCUCCCUCAGUCGGUGAGAGAGGUCCUUACCUGGGCAGUGAACUUUUUCAAAAACAAUCUCCUGGGCUGGAUUCAGGAACACGGAGGUUGGAUCAACAGCUUCUCAGAGUUGGCAGCUGCAUCCAUCCAGAGGGUGUCGUCAAUGAGCUCUCACAGCUACGGCCUUAUCAUCAUCUUCCUCGCUGGCAUGUCUAUAGGAAGCUUCAUCACCUGGAGGCUGACCAGACAGUCCUGAGUCUGACACACACACAAAAACAUUCAUAUUCGGGACCGGAGUCUCUAGUCUGUUUUUGAACACAUUGGUAUAAUGUCUCUAAACCACUCAGCUCUUCUUUUCAAUCUUCUCUUAUCUAUGCAAACAAAACUGAAAAUCCAAAAACAGCAGUGUUGUGGGGGGAAAAGUGUUUAUUGUGUAACGAUGCAGGGUCUUCUGAACCAAAUGACCUGGUCAGACAUCCUGUUUCUAGUCAGAGGAGGAAAAAAAGUGAAAACCUUUUUUAAGCAUUUUCAGGUUACAGCUGCUGCCUGCUGAAUUUGACUUUUGGCAAUAUAGUGUACAUGAGAAAUGAUGAUGGUAUUUAAAGCACUUUGAGUGCGCUGGGAGAGUAGAAAAGCGCUACAUGAGAGUCAGACCAUUCACCAUUUAUAUGUGAGAGAUGGAGACAGAAAUAAAGUGUUGCACCGCCUCCAUCUGGGGUCUUGUCUGGUAUUGUAGAUGCAGCCUUUAAGGACCAUGUGCUUAGAGCCAUGAUUAGUGCCUCUGUGCUGUCCUUCAGUCCAGCUUGGUCCAGCCACUGGUAGGAUUUCAUGAUAUCAGCCACUUCUUCACCUGCCAUGCAGGGCCUAUCCCUUUCUCAGGUUUCACACAUCAGUUGUAGUACUCAUGAAUCUUUGCUGUUUCAUCGUGGAUAGUGGUUCUGACAUUCACUAGUCCUUGGCCUCCUUCCACUUAGCGUACAGUUUCAGGGUGCAGACUUGGGGUGAAACCCUCCAUGCAUGGUAGGAACUUCCUUGCCUUGAUGUCAGAGGCAUCGCCUCCUUUAGCCUGCUUAUUAUCCCAGCAGUGUACCUGACGAUCGGCAGGGUGUAGAUGUUGAUCUUGGUCUUCCCAUUCAGCUAACUCCUCAGGACGUGCCUUACUCUCUGCAGGUAUUUGGUAGUUGCAGCAUUCCUACCGGCCUCUUCAUGAUUCCCAUUUGUGUGGAAUUCCCAGGUACUGUUCUCAUUGUCUGCGAUGUUGCCUUCUGGUAGUUCGAUUUCCUCAGUUCUGACUUGCUUCCCUCUCUUUGUUACCGUCAGACUAUGUUUCUCCAGUCCGAGUGACAUUCUGAUGUCAUUACUGUAAAUCCUAGUGACAUGGAUCAGUGAAUCACUCAUAUAUACUUCUUAUAUACUGCAGUCAAAGCACUUCUUAUUACUUGACAUAUUCACCCAUUCACAUUCAUUCAUACAAUAAUUUUUUUUCUACGUAAGGGCUUUCUAUCCAACACUCAUACACAUUUAUACUCAGAUGAAUGCACUAGGCGUUCGUAUCUUGCACAAGGAUAUGCAUAUAUGUAGAGCUGGGCGAUAGAACGAUAAUGAUUUGUAUUGCAAAAUACAAUUUUUCUCGAUAGAAAAAUUAAACUAUUGCGAUAGGCCUCAUCUCUCUUGCUCUCUUAAAAAAAAAAAAAAGAACAGCCAAUCCAAAUUAAGUAGCGCAGAGCCGAACCAAUCACAGCCGCAGCGUCACGUCACGUGACUUGUUACGUACAGCACAAGUUCCAAGCCGCACAUGUGUAUUUGUUUGGGAAGCAGCCAGCCGCCGUGCCACCCGGGUAAUGGAGGAAAUGAGUGUGCCGACUAGAGAAAAAUCAACCGAGAGCGUGAGCGAAGGUUACCGAAGAGAAAACAGAUGCUGGCUCCAAUGCCGGAGAGAUUGUCGAACGGAAGGGCCAUAGAAGUUCCGUAGUGUGAAGGUAUUUCGGCUAUUUCAAGUCUGACAAAAAACAGAGUAGCGCACUGUAAAUUGUGCCGAAAGCAAGUCUGGAAAUACAAUAAACCGGUGCAUGCUCAAUCUCUGACUGAAAGCGCCAAUUCGUCAUUCGGCUUUUGUCAGACUAAAGUUUAUUUAUUUUUAUAUUUAUUUUAUUUAUAUAUAUAUAUAUAUAUAUAUAUAUAUAUAUAAGAAUGUUCAGUUAGCAUCUUUAUUUUAAAACUGUUUGAAAAGCUAAGCUAUACAACAAGGAGAGAUUGAGAAUUUCCUUUUAGUUCUCAGUUUAUUUGAUAUUGA
Messenger RNA from Pelmatolapia mariae (spotted tilapia), 2850 nucleotides. Its product is annotated as apoptosis regulator BAX-like. Gene Ontology annotation, cellular component: mitochondrial outer membrane. The transcript is spliced from 6 exons. Lineage: Eukaryota; Metazoa; Chordata; Actinopteri; Cichliformes; Cichlidae. Gene Ontology annotation, biological process: positive regulation of apoptotic process; intrinsic apoptotic signaling pathway in response to DNA damage; extrinsic apoptotic signaling pathway in absence of ligand. Bases 202 to 813 code for a protein of 203 amino acids. The record is from RefSeq and is a predicted model, not a curated record. Gene Ontology annotation, molecular function: protein homodimerization activity; protein heterodimerization activity; channel activity.